ACAGGCAACGAUCAGAAGCUUCUGCUCCUCCAACUCACAAAGACCACCGUCAUGCUGCGCACCUGCGUCGUCCUUGCCCUGGCCACCAGUGCCUUGGCUGGUAACAUUGGCCACCUUACUGGCGGCUACACCCUCGCCAGCAACCUUGGCUAUGGCCAAGGCUAUGGAAACCUCGGCUAUGCUGGCCUCGGCUACGGUGGUCUUGGCCUUUCUCACUAUGGUCUGUCCCACGGUGUUGGCUACUCUGGCCUGACCGGCUACGGUGUUGGCUACGGAUUUGGAUACGCUGCCCCAGCUGUCACCAGCACCGCCUCCACCUACCAGGCUGCUCCAGCUGUGACUGCAGUUCAUGCCGCUCCAGCCGUGACUGCUGUACAUGCCGCUCCAGCUGUCACCACCUACGCUGCUGCUCCAGCUGUGACUGCUGUCCAAGCUGCCCCAGCUGUCGCUACCUACGCUUCUGCCCCAGCCGUCACCAGGGUUGUUCAGUCCGCCCCAGCUGUGACCUACGCCGCUGCCCCAGCCGUCACCAGAGUUGUUCAGUCCGCCCCAGCUGUCACUAGGGUCGUUCAGUCCACACCAGCUGUGACCUACGCCGCUGCCCCAGCCGUCACCAGGGUUGUUCAGUCCGCCCCAGCUGUCACCUAUGCCGCUGCUCCAGCCGUCACAAGGGUCGUUCAGUCCGCCCCAGCUGUGACCUACGCCGCUGCUCCAGCCGUCACAAGGGUCGUUCAGUCCGCCCCAGCUGUGACCUACGCCGCUGCCCCAGCCGUCACCAGGGUUGUUCAGUCCGCCCCAGCUGUCACCUAUGCUGCUGCCCCAGCCAUUACCAAGGUUGUUCAAUCCGCCCCAGCUGUCACCUACGCUGCUGCUCCAGCCAUGACUCGCGUUGCCACCUACACUGCACCAGCCGUGACCAAGGUUGUGCAGUCCGCGCCAGUCGUCGCUGCUGCUCCAGCUAUCGCCACCUACGCUGCUGCCCCAGCCGUGACCACUGUCCAGCACGCUGCCCCAGCUGUUGCUACUGUUGCCCACGCUGCUCCAGCUGUUGCCACUUACGGCGUUGCCCACGCCGCACCAGCCGUCGCUACCUACAGCGUUGCUCACGCCGCUCCAUCAUACUACAACUACGGAGUUGGCUCUCUCGGCUACGGCUCUGGCAGCUUCGGUUACGGCCAUGGUCUUCUCGGCUACGGCCUCAACUACGGCUAUGGCCUUGGUUCUCCCCUGAGCUACUCCACUCUCCUCCACAAGAAGAAGUAAUCUUCCCUCUUACCACUACGCAGGAAAGUCCUUGUCGUGGAGCAGUUUAUUCAAUGCAUUCAGUCAAGAUUGUUGAUAUUUUCCAGAGAAUAAAUUGCUUCAAAACACUUA
This is a messenger RNA of Rhipicephalus microplus (southern cattle tick), 1374 nucleotides long. RefSeq lists its product as uncharacterized. Lineage: Eukaryota; Metazoa; Arthropoda; Arachnida; Ixodida; Ixodidae. The record is from RefSeq and is a predicted model, not a curated record.